GGUGGCUUGCCACAGUUGGGACAGCUUGUUUGCUCUACAUAUACAAUAAUCAUCCUUGGUACCUUCAGCAAUAGAACAGUAGUAGUUGUUCUAAGAAGAGGAAGAAUGGCAUUUGUCGUGGACACAGAACAAGGGGCCACUGGACCAAGCUUGAUUUCAUAUGCCAUGCAAGGGAAAUGGGAAAAAGUUGUAGAUAUAUGCAAGGAAGAUCCGUGGGCUCAUGAUGAGAAGACCGCUACAUCAGGGGACACGGCAUUGCAUAUAGCAGUAUCAGAUGGCAGAGAAGAUGUAGUGGUAAAACUAGUCCAACUGAUGGCCCAUCGCAACGUGUAUCUGAUUAAUAUAAAAAAUGAUCGGGGGAACACCCCUCUCCAUUUGGCGGCGUCAGUAGGCAACGUUCGCAUGUGCAAGUGCAUAGCUGCUGAGUAUCCAGAACUGGUGGGUGUUCGCAACAAUGAAAAUGAGACCCCUCUCUUCUUAGCAGCUCUCCAUGGCAUGAAAGACGCUUUCCUUUGCCUCUCUAACAUAUGUAGCAGUACUGCUAACAACAAAGUGCAUGAGUACCUUCGGAGGAGUGAUGGAGAAAAUAGUCUUCACUGUGCCAUCACCGGAGAAUACUUCGAUUUGGCAUUUACAAUUAUUCAUGAGUAUCCUGACCUCGUCAAUUAUGUCGAUGAGAGAGGAAUCUCCCCUCUCCACCUCCUUGCUUCUAAGGCUACUUUAUUCAGAAGCGGAACUCGACUGAAUUGGUUCGAUGAAAUCAUUUAUCUUUGUGUGCCUGUCAAAAAGCUCCUUCCACAGAAAUAUGAAGCUGACGAGAACCCUAACCAUACAGAGAAUUUCUAUAUAUUAACCAACUUAUGGAACAUGAUCAAAGCAUCAGGUAAACAAUCAAGCCAUAACGCUCGAAGACAAGAGCGGCCUCAUCCAAAUUAUUAUGGCAUUUGCUAUGAGAACUUCAUCAAGCUUGUAGCUAAAGCAUGGACAUUGCCGGCUGUUAUAGUUGGAUCAAGACAUAUAAAUAAGAUAAAAGAGAAGAAAGAAAAGCACACAUGUGGAAGUAUUCCCCAGCUCUCACAACCGAGAUCUGGAGAAACAGUACCUUAUGAUCAAAUUGACCCAACAUCACAUUGGAUGGUACCAGGAAAACGUUAUAAAAAAGUUUUUGAUCAGGAAACAUCACUCUUGGCAUAUUAUGGAGAAGCAAGCCUUGAUGAUAGUGAGUCUGAGGAAGAGCCAAGGCCGAAGGCUUCUGCACAUCAUUCUUCAGAAAUUAAACAGAAGGAAGAAGCAUUGAAGAGAACUUGGGGGAUGGGAAAAAGGAAGUCACCAGUAUUAAUUGCAGCAGAGAAUGGCAUCAUAGAAAUGGUGGAGAAGAUCCUUAAACUUUUUCCAGCAGCCAUUCGCCAUGUAGAUUCAGACCAGAAGAAUAUAGUGCUGUUGGCAGUGAAGAAUAGACAAACCAGUGUUUAUGAGCUAUUACUCAAUCGGAAACCUCUGGAAGAAAGUGCAUUUCGUAUGGUUGAUAGUGAGGGGAACAGUGCAUUACAUCUUGCAGCAACUUUAGGAGAUUAUAGGCCAUAUCCCUUUGCAGCUUUGCAAAUGCAAUGGGAGAUCAAAUGGUAUAAGUACGUGAAGAAUUCUGUACCAAGACAUUUCUUCAUUCGCUACAACAACAAGAACCAGGUCCCCAAGGAGAUCUUCACAGAAUCACACAAAGAACUUGUAAGAGAAGGAGGCAAAUGGCUAAGCAACACCUCAAAUUCAUGUUCAGUAGUAGCAACACUUGUUACAACCGUAGCCUUCGCCACAACAGCCACUAUACCAGGAGGCUUCAAGGAAAAUAGCAGCGAACCUACCCUUGAACACCAUCCGGGAUUUCUGGUCUAUGCAAUUUCAUCCCUCAUUGCUCUAUCCUUUUCAGUCACCUCUGUGGUCACUUUUCUGGCAAUUCUAACAUCUAGAUACCAAGUGAAAGAUUUUGGUAGAGGGUUGCCGCGAAAGCUAUUGCUAGGUUUAACAUCUCUCUUUAUAUCCAUAGGAGCUAUGUUGGUUUGCUUCUGUGCAGGGCACUUUUUCCUACUAAAAAAUGUACUGAAACAAACUGCAUUCCCCGUGUAUGCAGUGGCGUGCCUCCCAGUAACAUUUUUUGCGGUGGCACAGUUUCCCUUCUACUUUGAUCUCAUAUGGGCCAUCUUUAAGAAAGUGCCACAGCGUACUAUCUAUGGUUAGUGGUUGAAAUGUAAAUAAUUGCAGUUGUUUUUCUCCC
Molecule: messenger RNA, 2269 nt
Organism: Vitis vinifera (wine grape)
Lineage: Eukaryota; Viridiplantae; Streptophyta; Magnoliopsida; Vitales; Vitaceae
Exons: 8
Coding region: 106-2232 (708 amino acids)
Molecular function (GO): protein binding
Source: RefSeq, a predicted model, not a curated record